AUGUCGUUGGCAAUAGAGAAUCAUUGUAAUAUUGACUAUGAAUGUCUUAAUAUGCUCAUCAAAGUAGCAGAAAAUUUGCAAAAAGAGUUUAAAUCAGUUGUAUUUAAAUUAGUUGGACAAAAAGAAAUCGUAGACGACUUGAGAAUAUUAACAAGUCAGCUUAAUAUUCAUAGCAAUUAUUUUAGAAAACAUAAUUACAAUGUUCUUAAACCUGUCGAAAAUUACCUUUUUAAACAAGAUUAUUUCGUUUUUGAAAGGAUAACGCCGUUGCUUAAGUUUAAAUAUAAUAGAGGAGCUGCUAACGAAAUUAUAAAGUAUUUUAAUAAUUAUGCUCAUAAAGAGAAUAUUGAAUAUAAAAAGCGUUUGACACAAUUACUAUUAUUAACUGGCUCCGACCGUAAAAUAGUAAAAACUUAUUUCAUAAGUAGGAAUAACAAAAACAGCAAUAGCAAAUAUUUACCUAAUUCAAUUUGA
Dentiscutata heterogama is the source of this 474-nucleotide messenger RNA. Lineage: Eukaryota; Fungi; Glomeromycota; Glomeromycetes; Diversisporales; Gigasporaceae. The record is from the annotation of a GenBank genome assembly.